This is a messenger RNA of Onychostoma macrolepis, 670 nucleotides long. RefSeq names its product complement C1q-like protein 4. The record is from RefSeq and is a predicted model, not a curated record. The annotation marks the transcript as partial. Gene Ontology annotation, molecular function: protein binding. Lineage: Eukaryota; Metazoa; Chordata; Actinopteri; Cypriniformes; Cyprinidae. The transcript has 4 exons.
CAUCUUGGUGCUGUACCGUCUGACGAGGAUCUACGCAGCAGAUAUUCAAAAAUUUCUAAUCUUACUGAGAGUCAAGUGGAGGAGCUGAGAAAGGAAAAUAGAGACAGAGAGAUAGCAUUUUCAGCUUCACUGAUGGAGUCUGGCAGUGGACAUAUCGGUCCUUUCAGCACUGACAUCACACUAACCUACAGGAACGUCUUCACAAACAUAGGGAACGCCUACAACCCAAUUACAGGUAUUUUCACAGCUCCACUGAAAGGAGCGUACAAGUUCAACUUCUCUGUCUAUGGUGGUGGUCAUCCCUCAACUGCAUCAGCUGUCUCCAUUGUGAAGAACGGAGAGAAGGUGGUUAUGGCACAUGGUCAUCAGGAUCAGUACACUGUAAACUCCUCAAAUGGAGUUGUGUUGAUUCUGGAGGUUGGAGAUGUCGUCUAUGUGAGACUUUGGUCUGGAGAAAGGAUAUAUGAUAACCAGAAUAACCACAUCACUUUCAGUGGUUACCUACUGUUUCCCUUAAAAUAACAGGAGCUUAGCAGAGUGUGAUUCCAGUAAAACUGAACCUUUAGCGUAUGAUUUAACAUCAUGAAGAAUCAUUAACAUAUGAACCUGUAUUAAUGAUAGAUUACUGUAUGUAAGUCAGUAUAAUAUGCUAUACUCAUAUGUCUAGAGC